Messenger RNA from Mugil cephalus (flathead mullet), 5293 nucleotides. RefSeq names its product bromodomain-containing protein 1-like. Gene Ontology annotation, cellular component: MOZ/MORF histone acetyltransferase complex. The record is from RefSeq and is a predicted model, not a curated record. The coding region runs from base 318 to 3863 and encodes 1181 amino acids. Gene Ontology annotation, biological process: regulation of transcription by RNA polymerase II. Gene Ontology annotation, molecular function: protein binding. NCBI's taxonomy places the organism in Eukaryota, Metazoa, Chordata, Actinopteri, Mugiliformes, Mugilidae. The transcript is spliced from 12 exons.
CUCACAGCCGCAUUGUUGUGGGGGUAGAGAAGCUCGGGCAGCCGCUGAGCUCUGCCACUUCGCACUGCUUUCCCUCAGUCCCAACGGUCAGUGUUUAUCCUGAUAUCCGAGUAUAACACUCAAAACCGGCUCCGUCGCCCUGGAUACCCGUCGGUUACUUUCAGGUUUCACUCGGUUCAGCGCGAGCUGCGGCCGCUGUUGGGCGAGCGGACUGAAUGUGGAUUUAACUGCCGCUCCGCUCCGUAGGCCGCACCGCCAUUGCUGCUGUUUUUAUAAGCUGAAAUCGUGAAAAUACCGAGGGCCUUCACAGCUUCAACAUGAAGAAGAAAAGCCGAAAUCACCGCACAACAGUGCUAAAGAGGGAGUCUUCUCCCAUCAAGCCAUCACCCAACCGUGAGACACUGACGUACGCACAGGCUCAGCGAAUGGUGGAGCUGGAGGUGGAUGGCCGAGUGCACCGGCUCAGCAUCUAUGACAAGCUGGACAUCAUUUCUGAUGAUGACCCCACGGCUCAGGAGAUUAUGGAGUGUAACAGCAACAAGGAAAACAACGAAAAGCCCCAGCAGGUCUUGGUACGCUCUGUUCGCCUCAAAAAUAACCAGAAGAAGAACGCGGCUCUCACUGCCUCGCAAAGCAGCAGUGCCUCACACAGCAGCUCUAGUAGCUUGUUGGAGCCAAAGGUUAGGACGGUUGAAUAUAAUCUGCCAGUGGUACCGAGGAGGCCAGCAGCUUAUUACAAAUACACCGAGAGGACAGCUGAGGAGCUGGAUGAGGAGGUGGAAUAUGACAUGGACGAGGAAGACUAUGCAUGGCUGGAGCUCAUUAAUGAAAAAAGAAAGAGUGAGGGCAUCAGCCAGGUUUCUCACAACUUGUUUGAGUUCCUAAUGGACCGCUUUGAGAAGGAAUCCUACUUAGCUACGCAGGGUCAGAGUGACCUGCAGUCGCUGGUAGACGAAGAUGCUGUCUGCUGCAUCUGCAUGGAUGGAGAUGGAGCAGAUAGUAACGUCAUCUUGUUCUGUGACUCCUGUAAUAUCGCAGUGCAUCAGGAGUGCUAUGGUGUGCCAUACAUUCCUGAGGGCCAGUGGUUGUGCCGUCACUGCCUGCAGUGUCCAUCGCGGCCAGCUGAGUGUGUUUUCUGCCCUAACCGAGGUGGGGCCCUGAAGAAGACGGACGACGACCGCUGGGGCCAUGUAGCAUGCGCUCUGUGGGUGCCUGAAGUUGGCUUUUCCGACACAGUUUUCAUUGAGCCAAUCGACGGUGUCCGCAACAUCCCCCCUGCUCGCUGGAAGCUGACCUGCUACUUGUGUAAGGAGAAAGGUGCUGGAGCGUGUAUCCAGUGUGACAAGAUCAACUGUUAUACUGCCUUCCAUGUCAGCUGCGCUCAGAAGGCCGGCCUCUACAUGAAGAUGGAGCCUGUCAAAGAGGUGACUUCAUCCGGCGCUGCUACCUUCUCUGUGAAAAAGACAGCUUACUGCUGCAGCCACACCCCUGAAGGCUGUGAUCGACGGCCACUCAACAUCUACGAGGAGCCGCACCCGAAAAAUGGAGUCUGUCACAAGAGGUCGGACAAGAGGGGGAAGGCCCGGGCCAAGGGGUGGCAGAAGAAAAAGAGUAAGAGAGGAGAGUCUGAAACAGAACGAGAACCCGAGAUCCCUACCACCUCUGGUCCUAGUAUCACCUCUUCAAGUUUUGAUACCAUCCUGAACCAGGUGUCAGUUCAGAGAAAGCGCCCCUUCAUUGAGCGAGUGCUGAGUUACUGGGUGCUUAAAAGACAGUCGAGGAACAAUGUACCGCUGAUCCGCCGGCUACAGGCCAACCCCCAGCCACCUAAAACCAAGCACACGGACCGCAUCGAGACGAACCAGGCACUGAAAGAGCAGCUAAAAGAGUGGCACCGUCUCCGCCACGACCUUGAACGAGCCCGUCUGCUGCUGGAACUCAUCAGGAAGAGAGAGAAAAUGAAGAGAGAGGAGAUGAAACUACAGCAGUCGGUGCUGGAGGUCCAGCUGACCCCCUUCAACAUUCUCCUGAGAGCUGUGCUCAGUCAGCUACAAGAGAAGGACCAGUACAGUAUCUUCGCUCAGCCUGUCAACGUCAAAGAGGUCCCUGAUUACUUGGACCAUAUCAAGGACCCCAUGGACUUCUCCACCAUGAGGAAACGCAUCGAUGCUCACCACUACAGGAGCCUAGAGGAGUUCGAAGCUGACUUCAACCUCAUAAUUGCUAACUGUUUGAAAUACAAUGCCAAGGACACAUUUUUCUACAGGGCGGGUCAACGGAUGCAGGACCAUGGAGGAGCCAUCCUCCGCAGGGCCUGCAGAGAAGUCGAUAGAAUUGGCUUUGACUUCCCAAGCGGGUUACUUUUACCUGAACCCCCAAAGCAGGAGGCAACUCCCCCCUUCUCCUGGGAGGAUGUGGAUCGCUUGCUGAGCCCUGCCUACCGCCAGCGUACCCCUCUGGAAGAUCAGCUGAAGGAGCUCCUGGAGAAGCUGGACCUAAGUAUGGCCAUGAAGCACAGCCCGUCCCGCAGCAAGAGGCUCAAACUCCUCAAGAAGAUCAUCAUGGAAGUCCGCAGUGAGAUAAGCCUGAAGAAGUCCCUACCACCUCCACACUCCGCCCCAGAUUCUGACAGGACACCAACAGAGUCAGAAGAGAAACCACUACCUGAAGCCCCAGCGAGCCCUGGCAUGCCCAAGGAGGACAAGUCUUUACCCCCACCAACAUUAGAGCUGUUAACCUCACCGUCUCAGCUCGACACCUCACCCAGCAACACAGAGCCACCCUCUCUGAAGGUUAUGGCACCCUUAUUGGACCAGACUCCCAUGGAGCUUGAUGACGACACCAACAGAUCUACCUCAGUGCCCCUGGAGACCCCCAACGGGCACAUCCCAGACCCACAGCUCCCCAACGGUGACCUCCACACGGAAGCAUCUGGCACCUGCAACCGACGGACCAACAUACUCUUCCGCAAGUCCAAGAGUGCCAGCCCACAGAAGCCACCCAAGAGUCACGAGGCGUCCGCUGUAUUGCCUCCGCCCCUGGGCGCCAAAACCUUCCUGUCAGUGGUGAUUCCACGACUAGAGACGCUCCUCCUACCGAAGAAAAGAACCCGCAGCACCAGCGCUGACGGUGAAGACGACGAGGAGUCACCAAUCAAACGUCUUGACACAGGAAUAGCAAAUGGUUUUGUGGUAGAGGAGGAGGCAGUCUCAGCAUCUCCCCGCCAGCUAGAGCCUCGCCGCCGCUGUGCCUCUGAGUCGAGCAUCUCCUCCAGUGGAAGCAUCCUUUGUGACACAACCCCCGUCAUUGUGUCUAAAAGCAGUAAAGGCCGUCCAGUGGCGGCCCGGCGAAGCACCGUGGACGACAAAAGCACUCUGAUGACCUGCAUUGAGAACGGAGAGUUCCCCAAAGGUGCCAAGGUCUCUUCAGAAGUGUGGAAGCCCACUGCUGCUUCUCCAUUUGUUCUGGAGCCUCUUAAACUAGUAUGGGCUAAAUGUAGUGGAUAUCCCUCCUUCCCUGCCCUGAUCAUGGACCCCAGAGUUCAGAGGAGGGAGUGUUGGCACAACGGAGUGGGGCUUCCCCCGCCGCCGCUGGACGUCCUCAGAGCCGGAGAGCGGAUGCAGUUCAGGUCCGCAGAGAAACUCUUCCUCGUCCACUUCUUCGACAACAGGCGCAGCUGGCAAUGGCUUCCUAGAUCCAAGAUGACUCCCUUUGGAAUCAACAAGACGCUCGACAGAAUUAAGCUGAUGGAGGGCCACUCCUCCUCCCUCCGCAAAACUGUGCAGCUCGCCUUUGACCGAGCCAUGAACCACCUAAGCCGAGUUAGCAGAGAGCUCAUGCCGAGCACCAGCGUCACGGACUGAAGCCCCUACAUCCCAUCUUCCCUCCACCUCAUAAAUCUUCCCAUCAUUCAUCUCUCCUCUUUAUCCUUUCAGCUUUUGGUUUUCAGUCACUGCAGAAACUGUCUGUUUCUGCCUCGUACGCACAACACACGUAGACACACUUGUCAUGUUUACCGUUUCCUGUGAACUGGAACCAGAUCGUGUCCACGUCUCCUAACACAUCAGUCCCACCCGUGUGAAAUACUGUAGCUUGUGAUGGUCACCUUGUUUUGUCAAAGAGCUAUGCAACGAAAACGACUCGGUCAGCGGGUGAAAUGAGUUGAACGAAAAAAAAAAUCCUAGGCUGUGAGGACUGAAAAAUCGCAGGUCUAAAGCUGUUGAAUGUGUCAGAGUUUGACCUCUGACCUCCUUAUAUGUGCUGCAAGACUGCUGCAACAAUCCCACUGCCAUGAAAUUGUCCAUCAGUGUGUGUGUGUGACAGCAGCAGCUCCUGUAAAUAUCCUGUACAAGGCCUGACACUAAUUUAUUCACUCCCUCAGUCUGUUUUGGUAAACGACGUUCUGAUAUUUAUACACAGAUAAUGAUCCACGUCGUUCUGCUGGUGCUAUCUCUACAGAGAAAAAAAAACAAACAUGCAUACUGUAUUGAACUUUUUUUUCAGCUUUUUUUGUACGGUUUUUGUAAGUUAUUGAGUUCUCAAACUUCAAGUUCUCUCGUCUUUGGCAUUACGUUUUUUUUGUGUGUGUGUGCAUUUUUUACCUGAAUGAUUUUACUGGACUACUUUUUUGUUGUUGUACAUAUUUAUAUAAAAUCUAUAUAGAAUCGCUCAAAGUUUAAAAUGCCUGAAGUGCAUCAUUCACACCAAAACCAAAAAAUCUGCUGCCCACAGGUUUCCCACUAAUGUGUUUUGGGUUUUUCUUUUUCUCCAAGAUUUUUGGCCUUUUUCUGUUUGUGUGCUGUGAUGAGUUUGAGUCUUCUGUAAAAUGUCACAGAAUCCUCUUCUCCACCUGAACUUGACUACAGCCAGCUGUAGGAGAGAAGAGAAUGUGCCUGUACUAAUUUAUUGUAAAGCAGAAAAUGUAUAUGCAUUACUUUAUAGAGAGAGUAUUGUAAGAAAAAGAAAAAACUACGGGCACACUAGGAGCCACGUGUAGAGGCCCCUCCUCUUCUGUUUUGUGAGUCGUCUUUUUUUAUUUUUUGGAUUGAUAGCAUUAAAUCUGAGAGGUGAUAGCGUCUGUUGUUUAAUUUUGACAGGGUAGCAAUGGGUAGACUUCCUGUUUUCUUGGCCCUCUGGAUGUGGAUGUUGUGUGUAAAUAGAUUUGGUACUUUAGCUGAUUCUCUGGGAAAAACCACAGUUAUAGCCAACGGGAGCGGAAACCAGCCGAUAGACGUGCUGGUGGGAUUUUUAUACUAAAACACUGAAAAAUUAAAAUAUGUUAUUGAAUCACUGA